This is a messenger RNA of Cornus florida, 943 nucleotides long. RefSeq lists its product as uncharacterized. NCBI's taxonomy places the organism in Eukaryota, Viridiplantae, Streptophyta, Magnoliopsida, Cornales, Cornaceae. Bases 127 to 690 code for a protein of 187 amino acids. The record is from RefSeq and is a predicted model, not a curated record. The transcript is spliced from 3 exons.
CUUUUAUCAUUAAGUUCGUCCGCUUCCUGAAUACUCGAGAGUUUCUGUAUAUGUAGAGAGAGAAACUGGAGCUAGAGAGAGAGCAGAGAAUCACUGAGAUCUAGAUCUGUGUGAAACUUCAUUCCAAUGGCUUCGAAACUGUUGCUGAGUAUAAUCUUCGUCUUUGAUCUCAUUGCUUUUGGCUUAGCUGUUGCCGCCGAGCAGAGAAGAAGCACUGCCACGGUUAAGCAAGACAAUGAAAAGGAUUAUAACUAUUGCGUCUAUGACUCAGACAUCUCGACUGGUUAUGGUGUUGGUGCAUUUUUGUUCCUCAUGGCUAGUCAAGUCCUUAUAAUGGCGGCAAGUCGAUGCUUCUGCUGUGGGAAGCCUUUGAACCCUGGAGGUUCAAGGGCUUGUGCAAUCCUUCUUUUCAUAAUCUGCUGGGUGACUUUCUUCAUUGCCGAAGUGUGCUUGCUUGCCGGUUCUGUGAGGAAUGCCUACCACACCAAGUAUAGGACCAUAUUCAAUGAAGAACCACCCUCUUGCGAGACUGUGAGAAAGGGAGUGUUUGCAGCGGGGGCAUCAUUCGUAUUCUUCACUCUCAUAGUCUCAGAGUUCUACUACAUUUGCUACUCAAAGGCCAGGGGAAGCUUCCAACCAUAUGGCGGAGCCGGAGAAGCUGGCGUGGGCAUGGUGGGAACCUACAAAUGAGCAUAGUUUAGGUGGCCAUGACUAUCACAUUGUCAUAUUCUGUUACUGCCUGGACUCUCUACAUCAAUUCGAUUGCUUCAUUGCCUGUUUGCAUCAGAUUUCACGUUUUAGGAGUUCAUUCUAGUUUGAGACAGCUUGUAUUCAAUUACAUGUCCAUAAAUUUUGAUGUGUUCAUGCUACUAUGAAUUUUUUUCGUUGUAUGGUGUUUAUGAAUAUCAAUAAUAGGGAGGCUGUUGUUUGUGUUUCUUUACAA